CGGUCCGGUUCCUGGGCGGAGAGGUAAGUGGCUCCGGCAAUGUCAGGACGGGGUGAGAAGGUGCUGACCCGCUGCAGGGCAGGAAACGAAUGGUGGUUCGGCGACGACCUCGAGAGCGCUAAAGGAAUAGGACGGAUAAUCCAGCCGGCGAGCCCAGGCGGACUCGAGGCUGGUUGCCUGCCCGGAGAAACGCUUGUCGUCCGAACUCUGCUGCAAGAUUGCAGUGACGUCAGCACCGCCGCCAAACACCAGAGGCAUGGGUUUAUCAGGCUGGCCCGUGGCGUGUUCUUCCACCUCCUCAGGCCUACAGGGCGUGGUCUAGUGGCAGGGUGGCGCACCGCGGCGCUGGUGCGGUUCCAGCUGCGCCACCUGCCGCUGCAGACGGGGCUGUGCGAGGCGGAGGGCUUCGGCGCCGCCGAGUGCCGCGAGGCCGAGACGGUGGAUCUCUUUGUCGACAACGAGCAGGGCCUGCGGGCCGCGCUCGAGGACGUCGAGGCGCUCGGGAAGUGGGUGCCCGAGUUCGAGGUGCGGACGUGGACUGCCGAGGAGGCACGCGAGAAAUUCGAGGUCAACCAGCACGUCGUCGGCGCCAUCUCGUACAAGGCCGGCGCCCUGUGGCCGUGCCGGCUGGUAUCCCAGACGCAGACUUCCCCUACCUCAUCACCACGCCUCGCGGGGCCGUCCGCGCCAGGCACGUGGUGCACGCCACCAACGCGCACGCGGGCAACCUCGUCUCGGGCCUGCGCGGCAAGGCCACGGGGCGUGCUGGCCCACAUGAGCGCGCAGCGGCCCGGCGCCGACUUCCCGCGCCGCGGCGACGGGGCCCUCUCGUGGGGCCUCGUGUACGGCGGCUCGGCCUUCGACUACGUCACACAGCGGCCCGGCGGCGGCGGCUUCUCGCGUUCGGCGAAGCAAGGGGGCGACAUGGUCGGGGUCUACGACGACUCGCGCCUCGACGCCCUGACGGCCGCGCACCUCGAGGGCAUCGUGCCCCCCGUACUCAGGCCGCGCUGGGGCGCCGACGAGGCCGCGGGUGGGCCGCGAGUGAAGAGCCUCUCUGGUCGGGCGUCCUCAGCUUCACGGCGGACUCGCUUCCCCUCGCCGGGCGGCUGGACGAGCGGACUACAGGGCGCAAGGUGCCGCCGACGAGGAAACGACGUGGGGGCAAAGAUGGAUAUCAUGGACUUGGCCGACAACCUCAUGUGAUGGGCGGACAGGAACGGCACCUUUUGGAUACUUGGAGCAUUGGAAAGAAACGUAUCUUGGGCACAAUUCGAACUCGCUACAAAGUAAAUUU
This is a messenger RNA of Gaeumannomyces tritici R3-111a-1, 1297 nucleotides long. RefSeq lists its product as hypothetical. The transcript has 5 exons. Bases 40 to 1206 code for a protein of 388 amino acids. The record is from RefSeq and is a predicted model, not a curated record. Lineage: Eukaryota; Fungi; Ascomycota; Sordariomycetes; Magnaporthales; Magnaporthaceae.